Molecule: messenger RNA, 971 nt
Organism: Dinoponera quadriceps
Lineage: Eukaryota; Metazoa; Arthropoda; Insecta; Hymenoptera; Formicidae
Product: methyltransferase-like protein 23
Exons: 2
Coding region: 155-946 (263 amino acids)
Cellular component (GO): nucleus; cytoplasm
Source: RefSeq, a predicted model, not a curated record
ACUACCCUCGACAAUUCAGUGUCCAUAUUAUCACGGUUGGACGCGUAUAAAGCGCGCGGAGACGCAUCCCAAUGACCCGAACGGCGCGUAAAGAGCGGUGUAAAUAAAUGGUCACGAUGAAGUACGUUUACUGCGGGCGCAGAGCGCGUUAGUGAUGCCGGCUUUAGACGAGAGUAUUUCGCACGACACGACGAGCCCGCCCACGACCACGCACGACGGCCUAAUGUCCGAUGAUGCUUCCGACGGAGUUUCAGCUUCCGAUGGACUUUCGUCCGAGAAAGUGAAGACGUUCGUUUUCACGUCGCGCAGGACUGCGCAGGACGGCACGCAGAGCGAGGAGAGUCUGGAGAUUCGCAUACCCGAGUUGCUGGAAGCUAGUUACAGCUUCUACAUCUGGCCCUGUGCACCGGUGCUCGCCCUGUUUCUCUGGGAGCAUAGAGACGACCUGGUUGGGAAGCACGUGUUGGAGCUCGGAGCUGGCACUUCAUUACCCGGCAUUCUUGCCAGCAAGUGCGGCGCCAGUGUAACCCUGAGUGAUUCCGCGAACAACACCAGAGCCCUGCAGCACAUCAGGAGGUGCACCGAGUUGAACGGGGUUCAAAACCAAGUAAGGAUUAUUGGUAUCACCUGGGGCUUGUUCCUAAACAGCCUGUUCACACUCGGGCCAUUGGACCUGAUCAUCGGUUCGGACUGCUUCUAUGAGCCUACUGUGUUCGAGGAUAUAGUGGUCAUCGUAGCGUUCCUGUUGGAGAAGAAUCCGCACGCGAGGUUCCUCUGCACGUACCAAGAACGCAGUGCCGAUUGGUCGAUCGAGCAUUUCUUGAAUAAGUGGGGUCUCACGUGCACACACGUACCGUUGGACGAUCUCGGCGCGAAUUCCAACGUCAGUGUGGACGAGUUGAUGCAGGCUCACACGAUACACUUACUGGAUAUUCGACGACGAUAGGGACGUAAAGGCCGAGCGAGUCUAC